Messenger RNA from Cladophialophora carrionii CBS 160.54, 1188 nucleotides. RefSeq lists its product as uncharacterized. The transcript has 4 exons. The record is from RefSeq and is a predicted model, not a curated record. Bases 1 to 1188 code for a protein of 395 amino acids. Lineage: Eukaryota; Fungi; Ascomycota; Eurotiomycetes; Chaetothyriales; Herpotrichiellaceae.
AUGGCGUGGGAAGAGGAAUUCGAGUCUGCCACGAAACCUGGGCCAGGCCGUAGAAUUGUGGGCGCUGUCGUAAUCGCAGCUGAUGCCUCUGGGAACAUAGUGCAUCAUGAUGCCAAAGGUUUCACGUCUGUUGACCCAGAGACCGCUAAACCGAUGAGUGAGGACACCACCUUCUGGAUCGCCUCGUGCACGAAGCUUUUGACGACUAUUUGCGCACUGCAAAACGUCGAGCAAGGGAAACUGGUACUCGACGAUGAUGUCUCCGAGAUCCUCCCCGAGUGGAAAUCCCCAGACAUCCUAACUGGUUGGGACCACGGUCAGCCACAGUUUCGGAAAGCAACAAAGAAAAUCACGUUGCGCCAGUUGUUGACGCAUUCCAGUGGAAUGGGCUACGACUUCCUGUCGCCAGAGCUCGCAAAGUGGCGGGAGUGGCGCGGAGAAGCAGUGCGUCCUGGCGGAGGUGAAAUAACUAAGCAAUAUUUCGCCCCUCUUCUGUACGAGCCAGGCGAGAACUGGGCGUAUAGUGUAAGCAUCGACUGGGCUGGCAAGAUGGUGGAGCGAGUGAACGGAGGAAUCAGCCUUGGGGAGUAUAUGCAGCAAAACAUCUUUGAUCCUCUGGGGAUGACUUCGACGGGAUUCCGCCCGGAGAGGAACGAGAACAUUAGCAGGAACUUAUGCCCUACCACGAAGCGGACUCCUGAGGGAGAUUUAGUACCCACCGAGCCGUAUGCCAUUCAGAAUCCCAAGGACGAUCUUGGUGGUGGCGGACUAUACUCCGCCGCGCCCGACUACGUGAGAGUGCUCAUCUCGCUGCUGAGGAACGAUGGGAAGCUUCUGCGAUCAGAGACAGUAAAGUCAAUGUUCACGCCGCAACUUUCCGAUGACAGCCACCUGAGGGCCACGGUGGGCGAGCCAUUGGCAGGCCCGAUGUUUCGAGGUGCUGUGGAUAGCCCGGCUUGGAAUUUCGGUCUCGGAGGCAUCCUAAACAUGGAAGAUGUGGAUGGCGUAUGCAAGAAAGGGACACUCACCUGGGGGGGUCUUCCUAACUUAUUCUGGUGGAUCGACCCUGCAGCAGGUAAUUGUGGCAUAUAUGCCUCUCAGAUUAUUCCACCAGGAGACGCAGAAUCGAUGGCCCUGGCGGUUGCGUACCGAAGAGAUAUCUUCGCAAAAAGCAUUGCACAAAGCUAA